AUAAAAAUCACUGAAAUCGAGCUGCACCGUUUGCACGAAUAAAAGGUUGCUCGGAGCAAUCCUAUAUCAGAUUGUAGGGAUAACGAACUACCGCGACAGACUGAGGAAGGCAACUUUAUGCUGAAAAAAGAUAGAGCAUGAAGAAAAAGAAUCCGAGCCACAAUUAAGGUAUUGAAUAUAAAAACCGUUUACAGAAGAAGUCACCGCCAGUUGUAAUCACGAAAUAAUUGCGUGCUAAAAAACACUACCUAACUGUUAGCUAUUUUCUUUCGUGUGAUUAUAAGAAGACAAUUCAGUAUUAUGAAAUAUUUCAUAUUCAGGACUUAGGGAAGAUAUAAAAAACACGCAGAUGCAUUAAAUGCUAAAAAAUUAAAUGCUUCUGGCUCUCGCUCAACAAUGGCAGAUCGUGCUUCAGGAAGAAAUGAAGAGGUACUUCGCAGUAUCGAUUUGGGCCGUGAUCACGUGAAUUUAGGUGAUUAUAGCAAGGCCAUUGAUUCUUUCAGAAAAUCUUUAGAGAUAGCAAAGGCGGUCGGUGACCAAACAGGUUUGGCAGAAACCAAUUUCUAUAUGGGUGAUGUUUACCAAAAAUUAGAAGACUAUGAAAAUGCCGUCAGCUCUUUGAAAGACAGCUUAGAUAUUAGCACGACUAUAGGCAAUCAAUUAUUAAUGGCAGAAAGCAAUAGCGCUUUAGGUAGUAUUUAUGGCCGUUUAGGCCAAAUCUAUUUUGGUUCCAGUGAAUAUAAAAAGGCAUUUGUUUAUUUUAAACAAGCAUUAAACAUAUAUAACGCUCUUGAUGAUAAAAAUGGAAUUAAAGAUAUCAGUAUCAAUUUGGGCCGUGUUCACUUAAAUUUAGAUGAAUAUUGCAAGGCCAUUGACUGUUACGGAAAAUCUUUAGAGAUGGCAAAGGCGGUCGGUGACCAAGAUGGUAUAAAAAGAGCCAAUUGUCAUUUGAAUUGUGUUUACCAAAGAUUAGGAGAGCAUGAAAAGGCCAUGGGCUAUUUGGAAGACAGCUUUAAAAUCGGCACGACCAUUGAUGAUAAGUCAGUAAUGGCACAAAUCAACUUCAGUUUAGGUAAUAUUUUUAGUUCUUUCGAAAAAAAGUAUGAAACUGCAAUUGAUUAUUAUGAGAAAGCAUUAGAAUUUUACACAGCAGAAGGCGAUCAAAGUUCAGUAGUCAGGAUCAAUAACAGCUUGGGAUCUUGUUACAUUUCACUGGGAAAUUUUGAUGAGGCUUUCAUUUGUCACAAUAAGAGUUUAGAAUUAGCCAAUCAGACUGGAACUCCAUCAGCGAUAGCACAAGCGAAUAGACACAUCGGUGUUUUAUAUAGACUGUUAGGUGAUCAUGAAAAAGCCAUUGAACAUGGUAAAAAAAGUUUAGAAAUAAGCACUGAUAUUGGCGAGUCGCUUCUGAUAUCAUAUAGUUGUCAUGAUCUUGCAAAUGUUCAUCGGGGUUUAGGAAAAUAUAAAGUUGCAUCAUCAUAUUUAGUAAAAUCUAUUAAAAUACUUGAGGAGCUGUUCCAAAAUACGGUUCCAGAUGAAAACAAACUCUCCUUCACAGGAAUAUACUCUAGCGCCCAUAGAGAUUUAACGAGUUGUUUUGUUUCUCUGGACCGCAAAGAAUCCGGACUAUUAGUGACUGACCUGGGUAGAGCUAAAGAGCUCCAUUUUUCUAUUGAAAGAAAACAAAAUUGUUUAGAUACAGAGUUGCUCCCUUACGCACAAUCUGUAUGGAAUAAAAUCCAAAACGGGCAGGAGAAUCUAGAAAUAAAGCGAGUACAGAAGAUUCUUCGGGUAGAAAGUGAUAAAACAUCAGUGGUGUUAUUUUCUUUUGAAAGUGAAAGUUCUCUGAAUGUUUGGGUUUUGAAUAGUGAUGUAACCUUUAAGUGCCUGAUGUCAAAUGAAGCAUUGAAUACAUUGGAGUCCCUGAUGACUGGGUUUUCCACAUAUACUAGUGUCAAUGUCAAACGAGAUUCUUCAUUUUUUAAACUUGAUUCACUUGCGAAUGAACAUAGUUUUCAUAGUCACAUUAUCUCACCGCCAACCAAGCCGUGUAAAGGAAAAAAGCUUAAAACCUUGCACGCAAAAAAUCCGAGCGAUGAUCAUUUCAGUGAAGCUAUUUUAAAAAAACUUUUCGAUCUUCUCAUUCAACCAAUAAGAGAUGCCGUAAAAGGAAAUAAGCUCAUUAUUGUUCCUGACAUGCAAUUGUUCUUUAUUCCCUUUUCUUCAUUGAUUGAUGAAAAUGGGAGGUAUUUAUCUCAGAGUUACAGUAUUCAAGUAACGCCCUCAUUACACACUCUGACGUUUACGAAAGAACAACCCCAUGACUCUGACCCGGGUUUUGCGUUGUUUGUUGGUAAUCCCAAAGUUAGGAAUGCUUCUUUGCAUUGCACAGAUUUCACAUCUGCUGACCUACCAAAAGCAACUGAGGAAGUUGCAAGUCUUUCCAAGCUCUUCACAGCAAGGCCUCUCGUAAAAGCUGAAGCAAAAAAACAGGUUAUUCUCGGACUUUUAAGUGGUGCUAGUAUAAUUCAUAUUGCUGCUCAUGGUGAACCGAAGAGAGGUGAAAUAAUGCUUGCUUCUGACCUUUCCUUAAAUGAACCAUCUUCUUCUCUUCCUGAUCCAGAUUCCUAUCUCCUCACACAGAAAGAUAUUACGAGUAUUUCAUUGCGAGCUCGCUUGGUUGUCCUAUGCUGUUGUCACACAGGGCAAGGUAAGAUUUCUUCAGAAGGUGUCAUAGGUAUAGCUCGGUCUUUUCUUGCUGCUGGAGCUCGCUCUGUUCUCGCCACGCUCUGGCCCAUUUGUGAUGACGCAACAAAGGAGUUUAUGGAAGCAUUUUACAACGAACUGCUUCAGGAAACACCAGUUUGUGAAGCUUUAAGAAGGGUAAUGAACCUCUUUCAGCAACACGAAAGAGAAUAUUACCGAUCCUUUUUUAUUUGGGCUCCAUUUACUCUCUAUGGAGAGGAUGUGACGUUUAAAAAAGGCGACAUUGAAAGGAUCAGAGAGAAAUCCAGUGAAACUCUACCCGAAUGUGGUUUUGCGUUGUUUGUUGGUAAUCCAACGUCAGACUUGCCUAAAGCCACUGAGGAGGUUAAUUCUCUUUCAAAGCUUUUCAAAGCAAAGGCUCUCGUGGAAGGCGAAGCCAAAAAACAGGUUUUGCUGGGACUUUUGAGCGGGGCAAGUAUUAUCCAUAUUUCUGCACAUAUUGAACCUAAGCAAUGUGCAAUAAUGCUUUCUCCAUGUGUCUCCUCAAAUGAAGGUUCUUCCACUCAGGAUCUUUUAACGCAACAGGAUGUUAAGGGUCUUUCUUUGAACCCUGGGUUGGUUGUUUUAUGCCUAUGUGAUUCUGAGCAAGACGAAGUCUCUCCAGAAGGUGUUGAAACUUUAGCUCUGUCUUUUCUUGCAGCCGGAGCUCGCUCUGUUCUUUCCACACUAAGGCACAGUGACGAUGACGCAACAACGGAGUUUAUAAAAGAAUUUUACACUUACUGCAUGAAUCAUCAGUCAGGGAGGCGCUAG
Messenger RNA from Dendronephthya gigantea, 3519 nucleotides. RefSeq names its product tetratricopeptide repeat protein 28-like. Bases 397 to 3519 code for a protein of 1040 amino acids. The transcript is spliced from 2 exons. The record is from RefSeq and is a predicted model, not a curated record. Lineage: Eukaryota; Metazoa; Cnidaria; Anthozoa; Malacalcyonacea; Nephtheidae. Gene Ontology annotation, molecular function: protein binding.